GCGCUGUUUUACUACUAGCGCAGAUUCGCAGGUUGCCUGACGCGUAUGGUUUCUUCGUUCUCGCUGUUGGCCUCUCCCCGCGAAGCACCGCGUGACUCGACAGCGCCGGCGGCAAGGGAAUAAGCCCGUCAAAUCUUCGGUUUGGGGCGAUGGAGAAGAUGAAGGGGUUGCUGAAGCCGAGGGCAACGCCGCAGCAGCAGCUGCGCGAGUGGCAGCGCCGCCUCCGCAACGAGUGCCGCGUCCUCGACCGCCAGAUCCGAGAUGUGCAGAGGGAGGAGAAGAAUGUAGAGAAAGCCAUCAGGGAGGCUGCUAAGCGCAACGACAUGGGAUCCGCAAAGGCUCUUGCGAAGGAACUUGUGAGAUCAAGACGGGCUGUUAAUCGUCUUUAUGAAAACAAAGCUCAACUAAAUUCUGUAUCAAUGCAUCUUGGAGAAAUUGUUGCAACUGCAAGAACAGUAGGUCAUUUGUCAAAAAGUGCUGAAGUUAUGAAAAUUGUUAAUAAUCUAAUGAAAGCUCCAGAAUUGGCUACCACGAUGCAAGAAUUUAGCAAAGAAAUGACGAAGGCAGGUGUAAUGGAAGAGAUGAUGAAUGAUGCAGUUGAUUCAGCUUUGGACUCUGAGGACAUGGAAGAGGAAAUUGAAGAGGAGGUUGACAAGGUUCUUGCCUCAGUGGCAGGGGAAACUGCCUCACAGCUACCAGAUGCUGCCAGGACACCUAAGGUUAAGCAAGCAUCAACGAGCAGGGUUCCAGAAGAGCGUCAAGCUGUUGCCGAGGGUGCUGAUGACGAUGAGGAGGAUCUGGAGGAGAUCAGGGCACGACUUGCUAAAGUGAGGUCUUAAACUAGGGGAGUUCAUAGCUUUCGACAUAACACCAGACCCUUCUAUGCAUUGGGUUGAUAACAGUGUAGAUUUUUCUCACUUGAAUCCUUUUUGAACCAGCAAUGUGUUGUUGUAUAGUAUAUAUAAGGCUGUGUGACGGUGAAAAUAUGCGUGGUUCUUGAUUUGUCUCUCGUCUGAUAGAGUACAUAGCAUUGGUUCACACAAAAAUUGAAUAAUCUCCCAUUGAAUAAUGCUACUGGUGGCUCUAUCAACUCAAGUAUGUUAUGUGUACAGAAACUGUACACACAA
Messenger RNA from Brachypodium distachyon (stiff brome), 1127 nucleotides. RefSeq names its product vacuolar protein sorting-associated protein 24 homolog 1. The record is from RefSeq and is a predicted model, not a curated record. NCBI's taxonomy places the organism in Eukaryota, Viridiplantae, Streptophyta, Magnoliopsida, Poales, Poaceae. The coding region runs from base 150 to 839 and encodes 229 amino acids. The transcript is spliced from 6 exons. Gene Ontology annotation, biological process: late endosome to vacuole transport; endosome transport via multivesicular body sorting pathway; protein transport. Gene Ontology annotation, cellular component: multivesicular body; ESCRT III complex.